Paramecium tetraurelia is the source of this 2919-nucleotide messenger RNA. RefSeq lists its product as uncharacterized. Gene Ontology annotation, molecular function: pyridoxal phosphate binding; glycine binding; glycine dehydrogenase (decarboxylating) activity. Gene Ontology annotation, biological process: glycine decarboxylation via glycine cleavage system. The transcript is spliced from 3 exons. The record is from RefSeq and is a predicted model, not a curated record. NCBI's taxonomy places the organism in Eukaryota, Ciliophora, Oligohymenophorea, Peniculida, Parameciidae. Gene Ontology annotation, cellular component: glycine cleavage complex; mitochondrion.
AUGCUUAGAUCCAUAAGAUUAAUACAACGUGUGGCUAAUUUCAGCAGGUUGGCCAAUCCUCAUGAAGUGAAUCCCAAGGUCCCAGACUGGUUCAAGUCAAGUGACUACAUGGAACCACGCUUUAUAGGCUCCGAGUCACAAUAGGUGAAUGAGAUGUUGAAAGCCGUGGAAGCCAAAUCACUAGACGAGCUUGUGGAUAAAAUAAUCCCCAAAGAAAUCCGCAGCGAGGCAGCCUUUUAAAGUCCAGACAAUUUUCCUGAUGCCAUCCCAGAAUCAGCCAUGGUCUAACAUCUCCAAUCGUUAGCCAAUAAGAACAAGCUUUACAAAAACUAUAUAGGCCAAGGCUUUUAUGGUACUCACACACCAUAUGUCAUCUUGAGGAACGUACUUGAAGACCCAGGAUGGUAUACAUCCUAUACUCCCUAUUAAGCUGAGAUUUCUUAGGGGAGACUUGAGGCACUCCUCAACUAUCAGACAGUGAUCACUGAAUUAACUGGUAUGGAUGUAUCUAAUGCCUCAUUAUUGGAUGAAGCUACUGCUGCAGGAGAAGCAAUGUUCUUGGCAAAUUCUUGGUUUGAGAAGAAGAAAUUCUUUGUAGACAACCAUGUAUUUCCAUAGAGCAUUGACCAUAUCAAGACCAAAGCUUAUUAUUUAGGAAUUGAUAUCGUUGUUGGAGAUGCCAAAACUUAUGACUUCAAAGAUGCCGAUCAAUAUUGUGGAGUUUUGGUGCAAUCACCAGAUAAUCUAGGAGAAGUCCAUGACUGGAGUGAUCUUUUCAAGCACACACUCAAAGAUGCCAAACUCUUAAAAGUCAUUGGAACAGACUUACUGAGUUUGGCUAUCAACAAAACACCCAAAGAUUAAGGAGCAAAUGUUACAUAUGGAAAUUCAUAAAGAUUUGGUGUACCUAUGGGUUUUGGUGGACCACACGCUGCUUUCUUUGCAGUUGAAGACGAAUUCAAAAGAAAAAUGCCAGGACGUAUCAUUGGUAUUUCCAAGGAUGCCAAUGGAAAAUCAGCCUAUAGAAUGUCAUUGCAAACCAGAGAAUAACACAUCAGAAGAGAAAAGGCCACCUCCAAUAUCUGUACAGCUCAAGCAUUAUUGGCUAAUAUGGCUGGCUUUUAUGCAACUUACCAUGGUCCAUAGGGAUUACAGAAGAUAGCAAAUAGAGUCAAUUGUUUGGCUAGAAGCUUUGCUAAAUUGGCAAAAAGUCUGGGAUUAGUUGUUAAGGAAGGAAGGAUCUUUGAUACAGUAGUAUUACACAAUACAGAAACCUUGUAAGAGUAUUUGCAUUAUAAUGCCUAAACUAAUGUCAGGAAAAUUGGAUAAGAUACCAUCUUUAGUUUUGAUGAGACUCACACUGUCUAAGAUGUAGAAGAUCUAUUCAACCAUCUUCAACAUUACACAAAGAAAAAGGCAGAUUUUAUGUCAGUCAUUCAGAAAGUAAUUCCAUAUAAAUCUGAAAGAGCACCCUUUUUGUAAUAGAAGGUGUUCAAUUCAUUACAUAGUGAAACUGAAAUGUUGAGAUACAUCAACUAUUUAAGAUAAAAAGAUGUCUCAUUAACUAAGUCUAUGAUUUCAUUAGGUAGUUGUACUAUGAAAUUGAAUCCAACCUCUUUCAUGUUGCCUGUCUCAUUCUAAGGAUUCUCCCAAUUGCAUCCAUUUUCCCCUUUGUCUUGUACUUAAGGCUAUUAAGAAUUGACAGAAAAUGUUGAAAAAUGGUUAUGCGAUAUUACACAAUUGGAAGCUGUGUCCUUAAUGCCUAACAGUGGUGCCUAAGGAGAAUACACAGGUUUAUUAUGCAUCAGAAAAUAUCACAUCAUGAAUGGACAAAAAGAUAGAAAUAUUUGUUUAAUUCCAAUAUCUGCUCAUGGUACUAAUCCUGCUUCAGCUGUUCUUGCUGGAUUAACUGUUGUACCAGUUAAUGUGGUAGACGGUUAUGUUGAUUUGAAUGAUUUGAAUAAGAAAAUCAAAGAAAAUGAAAAGUCUUUGGCAUGCAUUAUGAUUACAUAUCCAUCAACUUAUGGAGUCUAUGAAGAUCAAACAAAGAAGAUUAUUUAAUUGAUUCAUGAGCAUGGAGGAUUAGUGUAUAUGGAUGGAGCCAAUAUGAAUGCCUAGGUUGGAUACACAUCUCCUGGAUAUUUGGGAGCUGAUGUUUGCCACUUGAAUCUCCAUAAGACAUUCUCCAUCCCACAUGGAGGAGGUGGUCCUGGAUUAGGUCCUAUUGCUGUUAAUAAGAAAUUGGCACCAUAUCUUCCAGGCAGAGAACAUUCCUUAGGAAGUGUAGCUUCAUCCUUAUUUAGUUCUGCAUCAAUACUCCCAAUCCCAUAUAGUUAUUUUGGACAACUAGGAAGACAAGGCGCAAAGAAAUGCACAGCUAUGGCUAUGUUAAAUGCUAAUUACUUAAUGAAGAGUUUAAAAGAUGAUUACAAAGUUUUAUUUACUGGAUAGAAUGGAAUGUGUGCUCAUGAAUUCAUUAUUGAUAUCAGACCUAUCAAAUAAGAAAGUGGAAUCACCGAAGAAGACAUUGCAAAAAGACUUAUGGAUUAUGGAUUCCAUGCUCCUACUAUGUCAUUCCCAGUCCCAGGAACACUUAUGAUUGAACCCACUGAAAGUGAAUCUAAGUCAGAAUUAGAUAGAUUCAUUGAAGCUAUGAAGAACAUUAAAUUAGAAAUUGAGAAGGUCAAAAAUGGAUAGUAUGAUAAAAAUGAUAAUCCAUUGAAAAAUGCUCCUCACACUUAGGAUUAAGUAAUCAAUAGUGGUUGGAGUCAUAAAUACUCUAGAGAAGAAGCUGCCUUCCCAUUGCCUUAUGUCCUUCAAAGAGGCAAGGUAUGGCCAACAGUGAGCAGAAUUAAUAAUGCUUUUGGAGAUAGAAAUCUUAUAUGUUAAUGUCCAUCUGUUUCAGAUUACCAAUAAUGA